CCGAACCAUCUGAUAACGGUGUUUCUUUUUCCGUCAGAAAGUCGAUGUGAAGCAGUGUACAUACAUGUUGUUGUACAAAGUACAUUUUGCUUAAUUCACGAGGCCAAUUCCAGAGCAUCAACUGCACAUCCUUCAUAAUGCCUUCAAGCACAGCUCCACGCUCCCACAGCAUUGCCACCAUAGGCGCAGAUGGUAUUGGCCCGGAAGUUAUUGGAGCCGGUGUACGAGUGUUGAAGAAACUGGCACAAUUAGAUGGAUCAUUCAAACUACAAUUUAAGGACUAUGAUUGGAGCUCAGAAACGUUUAAACAAACAGGAAAGUAUAUUCCUGAUGGAGGACUAGACGAGCUCAAGAAACACGAUGCGAUUCUCUUUGGAGCUGUCGGUGCGCCAGAUGUUCCAGAUCAUAUCUCUCUAUGGGGCCUGCGGCUAGCUAUCUGCCAAACAUUUCAGCAAUACGCAAAUGUCCGGCCGACAAAAAUCUUUCGUGGAACUGCCUCUCCACUGCGCAAUGCAGAGCAUGGGGACUUGGAUUGGGUCAUUGUACGUGAGAACUCUGAAGGCGAGUACGCAGGCCAGGGAGGCCGCUCACAUAUAGGCCAACCAUGGGAGGUUUCUACUGAAGUCUCCAUUUUCACGCGUCACAGCGUAGAGCGCUUGCUUCGCUUUGCAUUCGAGACGGCGCAGAAAAGGCCAAGGAAGCACAUUACCGUUGUCACAAAGAGCAACGCGCAGCGCAAUGGAAUGGUCAUGUGGGAUGAGGUUGCCGCAGUGGUCGCAGCCGACUUCCCAGACGUCAAGUGCGAUAAGAUGCUCGUCGAUGCCAUGACCUGCAGGAUGGUACUGGAUCCCAGGUCAUUAGACACGAUAGCAGCGACGAACCUGCACGCGGAUAUCCUUUCCGACCUUGCAGCCGCUUUGGCGGGUUCGAUUGGCAUCGCCCCCACUAGCAACCUGGACCCUACACGGAAGAAUCCGUCAAUGUUUGAGCCCAUCCAUGGCUCGGCUUUUGAUAUUACUGGCAAGGGUAUCGCGAACCCAGUUGGGACCUUCUGGACUGCAUCCGAGAUGCUGGCAUGGCUAGGCGAGGAACAGGCAGCCCAGAAGCUGAUGGAGAGCGUCGAGGCAGUUACUGAGCGGGGUGUUGCGACUCGCGAUCUCGGAGGCAAGGCAUCCACAAAGGAGGUUACAGAUGCUGUAUGUGCCGAACUCGAGCGAAUGCACAAGUGA
This is a messenger RNA of Exserohilum turcica Et28A, 1229 nucleotides long. RefSeq lists its product as uncharacterized. The transcript has 4 exons. The coding region runs from base 138 to 1229 and encodes 363 amino acids. Gene Ontology annotation, molecular function: oxidoreductase activity, acting on the CH-OH group of donors, NAD or NADP as acceptor; magnesium ion binding; NAD binding. NCBI's taxonomy places the organism in Eukaryota, Fungi, Ascomycota, Dothideomycetes, Pleosporales, Pleosporaceae. The record is from RefSeq and is a predicted model, not a curated record.